ACCUUGGAUACAAGUCAUAGAGCUUCUGAACUCCAAAAAGAAUCUCGAUUUCUUCCCCAAAGUACACUUAUACGUUUCGACAACUUACAAUUUUACAAAUCACAAAAUAAUUAUAACUAUAUUGAAAAAAAAUAAUCAAAUCAAGGAAAGCAUCUAGGCUUCUCCGUUGACGUCGUCGUCUUCUUCUACGUCUUUCUCGAUCCACUGUGAGAUAUCUUCGCCUAAAAGAUUAGGGCUUUUGGAGUCUGCCACGAAUUUGGUUUGUUUUUGAUAAGGAAUAGGAUCGAUGAAAGGAGAAGUACAGCUGGAGGCGUUGGGAGGGCCUAAUCCUAGCGACACCGAUCCUCUGCUCCACGGCCAGCAUGUGGACUCGUCGCCGUCGUCUUCAUCUGCAUCGGAGAGCCCCAACGAGAUAAAGGUCGAAGAUUUGGAGACUGGUUCGCUGCCUUGCUGUAGAAUCUGCCUCGAAUGCGACGGGGAAGAUGAUGAUGAAUUGAUCUCACCAUGCAUGUGCAAGGGCACCCAGCAGUUUGUGCACCGUGCUUGUCUUGAUCAUUGGCGAUCAGUCAAAGAGGGAUUUGCAUUUUCACAUUGCACUACUUGUAAAGCUCAAUUUCAUCUUCGGGUGGCGGAGUUAGAGGACAACAGUUGGAGAAAAGUAAAGUUCAGACUCUUUGUGGCUAGGGAUGUUUUCCUUGUGUUUUUGGCUGUACAAACUGUGAUUGCAGUGAUGGGCGGCUUGGCAUUCCUUAUGGAUAAAGAUGGAACAUUUAGGAAUUCAUUCAAUGACAGUUGGGACCGCAUAUUGUCCAAACAUCCUAUUCCCUUCUAUUACUGUAUAGGAGUGCUUGCGUUCUUUGUGCUGCUCGGAUUUUUUGGGCUCAUACUACAUUGCUCCUCGCUUAAUAGCAAUGACCCACACAUGGCUGGUUGUCAGAACUGCUGUUACGGCUGGGGUAUCUUGGAUUGCUUUCCUGCAUCAAUGGAAGCGUGCUUUGCACUGGUUAUUAUUUUCGUAGUUAUCUUUGCUAUUCUGGGCAUUGCAUAUGGUUUCCUUGCUGCUACCAUGGCCCUCCAAAGGAUCUGGCAGAGACACUACCACAUCCUCACAAAGAGAGAACUUACACAGGAAUAUAUAGUGGAAGAUCUUCAUGGCUGCUAUACCCCACCAAAACUGGACAAAGAACACGAAGAACGUCUUAAAAUGCUCAAACUCUUAUAGGAUGAGAAAUUUGAAUCUUUAAACGCUUGUUUAUAAUCAAUAUAAUGUCUCGAGCUUCAAAAGUAUACGGUUAAGUUGAUUUAACCUGCCUUUAUAUUUUCUUGAUCUUGACUUUUGGUGUACCUUUAGUUGCUCAGCAAGAGAGCUGAUUCUGGUGAAUGACUAUGAACAAUACUCACAUAUUUUGGAUUUAUAAAGAAAGUAAUUUCACAUUUCUGGUUUUAGGUUU
Messenger RNA from Ipomoea nil (Japanese morning glory), 1451 nucleotides. RefSeq lists its product as uncharacterized. The coding region runs from base 287 to 1222 and encodes 311 amino acids. The transcript is spliced from 7 exons. Lineage: Eukaryota; Viridiplantae; Streptophyta; Magnoliopsida; Solanales; Convolvulaceae. Gene Ontology annotation, molecular function: zinc ion binding. The record is from RefSeq and is a predicted model, not a curated record.